AUGGGUAUUGCAUUAUGGUUUUGUCCAGUCACUGGAUCUCAAGUAUAUGAUUCUAUUGAUUUGUUGAUCCAUUCGUUACAAACGUUAAUUCCAAACUCGCCGUUAUUCGAACCUCAUAUCACUAUCACUUCUGGUUUGAACAUCACCUCCCAGGAUGAUGUCAAUAAGAUACUUACCUAUUGUGUUGCAGCUAUGGAUUCCGUGAAACCAAGAGUCAAUGCUGGGUCCCCAAGAUCCAAUGGCCUUAGAUCUUCAGGUUCAGCUUCAGGUUCAACCUCUGGCUUCGAACUUGUUAAGUUUAAGAAUCUGACUAUUGGUAAACAGUUUUUCAAGAAAGUGUAUAUGGAAUGUGAUGAUAACAAGUAUUUGAUGAGUAUUGCUAAGAUUAUGCGAGAAAUGUUUGUGGAGAAUGGUGAUGAGAUUGAUGUUCAACAGUGGUUAGAUGAACAGUUCAAACCUCAUAUGUCCUUGUUGUAUUCCAAUGUUUCUCCAGUUAGUAGAGUCCAUCAGAGACUUAUCAAACAGAGAGUAGAGGAUGCUUUCGAUGUACCUAUGAUCGAAACCACACGUACACUUCCUUCAGAUAUACAAGCUCAAUGGGACUUGUUGCAGAUUCCUUUGAUUUCUUGGGGAUCUCCUGGUACUUUCAAGAUUGUAAGAUGUGAAGGUCCUGUUGAACAAUGGGAAAUUCUAGGCAAAGCUGAUGUCUAA
Molecule: messenger RNA, 711 nt
Organism: Vanderwaltozyma polyspora DSM 70294
Lineage: Eukaryota; Fungi; Ascomycota; Saccharomycetes; Saccharomycetales; Saccharomycetaceae
Gene: CPD1
Product: 2',3'-cyclic-nucleotide 3'-phosphodiesterase
Exons: 1
Coding region: 1-711 (236 amino acids)
Biological process (GO): cyclic nucleotide metabolic process
Molecular function (GO): 2',3'-cyclic-nucleotide 3'-phosphodiesterase activity
Source: RefSeq, a predicted model, not a curated record